Molecule: messenger RNA, 1032 nt
Organism: Gamsiella multidivaricata
Lineage: Eukaryota; Fungi; Mortierellomycota; Mortierellomycetes; Mortierellales; Mortierellaceae
Exons: 6
Coding region: 1-1032 (343 amino acids)
Source: RefSeq, a predicted model, not a curated record
AUGAGCGGAAUAGAGAAAUGUUCCUGGUCUGUUUCCUCUCAAUACUUCCGCACAACACCUACACUGUACGACUCCCUAAGUCGCUCCACAUACCCAUUGUCCCACUACACUGUACCCCAAAUUGUACUUGCUGUCUUUCUUUUCUUUCUGCUAAGGACAAAGCGUUUCUUCGAGGUUCCAUCCACAAAGGACCUCACUAUUGUGGCCCUCGCUCGAGACCCCUUCCCUCGUCGUUGCUCAUUUAUUCGCGACACACAUUUACAUGACCCACCAAGCCUAGUCCUCAAGAAGAGCCAGACGAAAAUUCGCAUUCCUAUAGGAAUGCGUCAAACAACCAAGCGACAAAAGGUUGGCGAGACGAAACUGCAGAGCGAGGACAAGCUGAUUGAUCUUCCUGCUGCAAAGACCAAGCAGCAACCUGCAAGAUCCAAUAGGCGAUUCAAGAACAAGGAUCUUAGCGCUCCAUCAAGUCCGGCCCUCGAGAUGGGUCAGACAGAGUCCAAGGCGCAGUUCAAGCGCAUGAAGGUCGACAAAGGCAAGGUGCAAAUGGUCACGCCCCAGCCUAUGUCACCUAUCGACAACACUCUAAUAGGCCCCUACAGCUCAAGUUCAAGUAUAAGCUGCUCUAUCGAAGACACAGUCUUUUUUUGCUGCCGAGCGUGUCUGGAUGAAGCCACUACGAGCACCGAUACAUGUAGGUCCUUGGUCUACCAUUCAUGGGAUGAUGGGCCCAAGAAGUCAACAGAUGACAUCGCGAGUAUCGUGAGCAUCCCCAUGGAUGUCCCCAUGGAUGAGUUCGAUGACUUCGAUAUCGACGAAAGCAUCUUUUCAGAUGACUUUGUCCUUGCGUGGGAUCCCAACCCCAGGGCGGUGGAUGAGACUUCGAGCAUGGCUCUUGAUGACUUUGAUGACCUCGACAGCGCUCAUGAAGUCUUCGUGGAUGCUCUUGAGGGCGCCGACGGCACUCUCAUGGAUAAUAUUGGUACGAAUGAUGGCGCUGUGGUGUAUUCACCAUAUUGUCUUGUUUAUUGA